Messenger RNA from Coccidioides immitis RS, 1017 nucleotides. RefSeq names its product GTP cyclohydrolase I. The record is from RefSeq and is a predicted model, not a curated record. Gene Ontology annotation, biological process: tetrahydrofolate biosynthetic process; tetrahydrobiopterin biosynthetic process. The transcript is spliced from 3 exons. Gene Ontology annotation, cellular component: cytoplasm. The coding region runs from base 1 to 1017 and encodes 338 amino acids. Gene Ontology annotation, molecular function: zinc ion binding; GTP cyclohydrolase I activity; GTP binding. Lineage: Eukaryota; Fungi; Ascomycota; Eurotiomycetes; Onygenales; Onygenaceae.
AUGGGAUCCGAAACCUCACUACCUUUGGGCCCAAAGCCCAAAUCUGCAGUUCCUUCCUAUCUUCUGAACGGCUUAUCUUCCGAUCGCAUGCCCAGCAGUAAGCGCGAGAGAGAUAGUCUCAAUUCUUCCAUAAAAACAUCUUUUGCACGAAGACAGAUCUCUAACGAGGAUAUCGGUGAGAAUGGCACCUCACCGCCGACACGCACUGCCGGCGCCAGUGCCCUUGAGAGCAGAGAUAGCGGGCGGCUUUUGGAGAAGCAACCUGAUGGCACUGGAAGCACAAAGCGAAAUAUCAGCGAACCUCCGCGUGAUCCUAGGGAUCACAUUGUCCCCACUCCUAUUGUCAGUCGACCUGCCAGCCCGUAUACCCUAAAUCCGCCUAUCGAUUUCGAUGGGCUUAGUUGGCCUAGCAUUGGGACAAGGGAGCGACUAGAAUCCACUCCAGAAGAAACAGAGGAAAGAAUUCAAAAGCUUGCGGGAGCUGUUCGAACCAUAUUCGAAUGCAUUGGCGAAGAUCCAGAACGAGAGGGAUUACUUGGAACCCCAGAGAGAUAUGCGAAGGCAAUGCUUUAUUUUACCAAGGGAUACGAGGAGAAUGUCCGGGAUUUGGUGAACGGCGCUGUCUUUCACGAAGAUCAUGAUGAACUUGUGAUUGUGAAAGAUAUUGAAGUUUUUUCUCUCUGUGAGCAUCAUAUGGUUCCUUUCACUGGAAAGAUGCAUAUCGGUUACAUCCCCGAUCGCAGGGUCCUCGGAUUAUCCAAACUUGCUCGACUAGCCGAAAUGUUUUCUCGGCGCCUCCAGGUUCAAGAGCGACUGACAAAGCAGGUUGCCUUGGCUAUUGCUGAAGUGUUGAAGCCCCAGGGUGUUGCCGUCGUUAUGGAAUCGAGCCAUCUAUGCAUGGUGAUGCGUGGAGUUCAGAAGACUGGCAGCACCACCACUACUAGUUGCAUGCUUGGCUGUAUGAGAUCAAGCGCGAAGACUCGGGAAGAAUUUUUGAGCUUGCUGAACCGAAAAUAA